AUGGCUUUGAGAGGCGUCUGGCAGUUACAAAAGCUGAUUGUGAGUUACCGUGAUUGGGGAGGCAGUAGCAGGGGUAUCAGGGCAUUUAUGGAAUCUCAAUUGCCAGCAUUUAAAGAAAAAAAUCCUCAGCUCGAGGUGAUCGCCGAGCUCAAUUAUACAAGGUAUAAAAGAGAAACACGUUGGUCUGCUGUUUCAGCAAAUCUUUUAUUCCAGUCCCCUUUUUCCCCCGGGAACAAGAACGAGCGAGUUGUAUGCGUUAAGAAUAUGACUCCCGAGGAUGUACACCAGUGUGCAACCAGGCUAAGGAAUGCACUAGGACGAAAGGUGGUGAAGCUGAAGACAAAGCACGUCACAAAACAUCCUAGUGUUCAAGGUACUUGGACGACGGACCUGCAGAUGUGA
Messenger RNA from Fraxinus pennsylvanica, 402 nucleotides. NCBI's taxonomy places the organism in Eukaryota, Viridiplantae, Streptophyta, Magnoliopsida, Lamiales, Oleaceae. The record is from the annotation of a GenBank genome assembly.